AUGAGUGAUAAUAAUUCAAUCAUUGGCAAAGGCACACAUUGUUUCCGUCAAAGUCCAUUAGAUGUGAAUGCUGAAAUUUCAACAAAUAUUAAUUACACCGAUCAUUUCUACAUGAGAAAUAUGCAAAUGACUGCCAUAUGGCAAACACUGUCAAACGAUGAAACAAUUAUUUUACUUCAAAAUAUAACUGGCAAAUAUAAUAUGUUUAAUACAAAAAAUGGCAUUUUAAUGCCUAUUUUGGAUAAUGAAGAUUAUGCAAAUUUAACGCCUGUAGCAUCAUUUUUUGGAAUGGAUAAUGCUGAAGAAUUAACUCAACUUGCUCAAGAUGAUUAUAAAUUUUAUAUUUGUGAAUAUCUUCGUGAUUCAAAACAUCGUUUUCUCUUGCAAGAAUGUUAUCAAACAGCAUUGAUUAAAUUGGAAAAAUUUUCACAUAUUAAAUUUUGUGCAAAUCCAAUUUAUCAAGCAGUCAUUCAGUUCAAUAAUGUUUAUAAAAAUGUUAAAUGGCAAUUACAGGUGUCAUAUACAUCAACAAAUGAAAUCAUUGAUAAUAAUAUUUACAUUGUUGAUUCUGUUGAUUUAAUCACUGAUAAACAAAUUACAAUGAUUUGUUCACCAUUUAUCAUUGAUAUUUAUUUCAUUUCAAACAAUAUUCUUGUACAUUAUGCAAUUGAUUUACCUAAAAUUGAUGGUGAAACAUUAAUUGGUAAUUAUUUUUAA
This is a messenger RNA of Brugia malayi, 717 nucleotides long. RefSeq lists its product as uncharacterized. The transcript has 6 exons. Lineage: Eukaryota; Metazoa; Nematoda; Chromadorea; Rhabditida; Onchocercidae. Bases 1 to 717 code for a protein of 238 amino acids. The record is from RefSeq and is a predicted model, not a curated record.